Messenger RNA from Acanthosepion pharaonis, 594 nucleotides. The record is from the annotation of a GenBank genome assembly. NCBI's taxonomy places the organism in Eukaryota, Metazoa, Mollusca, Cephalopoda, Sepiida, Sepiidae.
AUGAAGGUGACUGCUAAACACCUGAUACUAUCUCCCACCUUCCAUCAGUGGGAGGAGACGAAGCACUGGUCAACUCAACAGCGACUGGCGGUAGAAAAAUAUCUGUUUUCACUAUCUAUCUAUCUAUCUAUCUAUCUAUCUAUCUAUCUAAUUCUGUCUAUCUAUCUAUCUAUCUAUCUAUCUAUCUAUCUAUCUAUCUAUCUAUCUAUCUAUCUAUCUAUCUUAUUUUUUAAUAAAGAGAAUUACGUUGUGUUGACACCCCCAUAUCUAUCUAUCUAUCUAUCUAUCUAUCUAUCUAUCUAUCUAUCUAUCUAUAUAAUAUCGAUUCCACUUAAAAUAAUUUAUUUAUUGAAUCUAUUUCGCUUUUUGUCAAAUAACGAAAAUCCAUCCAUCUAUCUAUCUAUCUAUCUAUCUAUCUAUCUAUCUAUCUAUCUAUCUAUUCUAGUCUGUCCCUAUCUUUCUUUCUUUCUUUCUUUCUUUCUUUCUUUGUUAAUAUCUAUCUAUCUAUCUAUCUAUCUAUCUAUCUAUCUAUCUAUCUAUCUAUCAUUUCACAGCCUAAUGAUGAGAACUAAUCCGAUAUUUCGAACAGCGUAA